AAACAUGGCACCUGACGUCGGUGUGCUUUGAUUCUGAGCACGCGUAGAUUCGGGAACGGUUCCUGUCGCGCGCGCCAAUGACGUCGCUGGCACGCUGAGAGGGACGCGGCGGGAGGCUGGAGCUGGACACGUGGGGAUGGAGCCGGCUCGGGGCGUCACGGCCAGGAGGCGGCUGCGGAGGAGCCGGAGGCUGCAGGCGCAGGGGCUAGAGCCGGCGCCCGAGCGAUCCCGGGAGGAGCCCCUGGCUGCGCCACUCGGCCCCGAGGACGGGCAAGCGGGUGCCCCCGGGGAGCCCGGCCGCGGCGAGACCCUGGGGGUGGCACCGGCACCGGCCCUGGCCCUGCAGUGGCGGAAUCCGGCCAAGAAGGGCAAGGAGGCGCUGGCGGUUCCCAAGGGGAAACCUAAAUCCGGGCGGGUGUGGAAGGAUCCCGGCAAGAAGCGGUUUUCCCAUAUGAUUCAGGACAAGCCCCUCCGCACCUCCUGGGAGCGAAAGAUGAAAGAGCGCCAGGAGAAGAAAAUAGUCAAGGAUUUUGCCCAGCAUCUUCAGGAAGAAAAACAAAGGGCGCAUGAGGAGAAAAAGCAGCGCCGGGAAGAGAACUUGAAACGACGCCUGGAGAACGAGCGGAAGGCAGAGAUCGUACAAGUGAUCCGGAAUCCGCUCAAGCUGAAGCGUGCCAAGAAGAAGCAGCUGCGCCGGAUCGAGAAGCGGGAUACGCUGGCACUAUUGCAGAAACGCCAGGCGCAGCGCAAAGAGGCCAAGGAGUGAGGCUGCUGCGGGGAAGGGGAAUAAAGCCUCAGGGCAGCUGA
Molecule: messenger RNA, 807 nt
Organism: Terrapene triunguis (Three-toed box turtle)
Lineage: Eukaryota; Metazoa; Chordata; Testudines; Emydidae
Gene: CCDC86
Product: coiled-coil domain containing 86
Exons: 4
Coding region: 137-766 (209 amino acids)
Cellular component (GO): nucleolus
Source: RefSeq, a predicted model, not a curated record